Messenger RNA from Cladocopium goreaui, 555 nucleotides. The record is from the annotation of a GenBank genome assembly. Lineage: Eukaryota; Dinophyceae; Suessiales; Symbiodiniaceae.
AUGGUUGGUGCAGGUCAGCUCUUCUAUUCCAUGCACAUCAACAACCGGCUCUACGACCAAGUCAGGGAGCAAGUGAAGUCGGUGGAAUGGAAGAUCGACCAGGCCUCGUGGUUGCCCCAGUGCUUUCCUCCAGGGGAAGCCUUGUGUAGCGCUGCGUUUGGCGCAGCGGGCAUCGAGGGAUUACAGUUGGUCUUUUACCCGUCGGGAUACUGCGGAGCCACUGAAGGUUUUUGUUCGUUGUUCCUAUCCGCGCCAGCUGGUGCCUUUGUAAAGUGUGUGCUCUAUGCGGGCAAGGAGCGAAGAGAUGCGAAUCACAUCUUCGAGCGCCCUGGAGCAUUUGGACGGACGAAUUUCUGUCAGUUCGACAGCUGUGUGGAGGAUGGCAGCAUCUUGAUCCGCCUGGAGGUGCUGGAGGCGCAUCAGGACGUGGUGUGCAAAGUCGCUUCAGCAGUUCCGAAGCCCGGGGAGAUGCGGUCCUUGUCGCAGUUGGAGGGUGUUGUCAGCGGCCCCGUGCAGAGCGCUGUGAAGCUGCGGCGUCAGGGGCACACCUUAGAG